GCAUACGCGUCCCCGGAGAUGCUUGCGCUAGUGCCGGGAGGCUGGUUCCUGAAGGCGGCCAAGACCACUUUACGCGGGUCAGGGUCGGCGCUGGCCGUGCACGCGCGUGCAAAAGCUGGACGCGUCAACCCGCUCCUUCUCCUCCACCAUCCCCCGAGUACAGCUUCCACACCACCUGGGCACCCAGUGUUCCUUCCUGUUGCAUAUCGUCGCGUCCCUCCCCAACAUGCCCGCUACAGUCCUCGGCAAGAGGACUCGUAGUUCCACCGUUACAACUUCAUUCGACGCGCCAUCUACGGUCUCAACACGCGCAAAACGGCGGGCGCAGUUCGUGAUUCUCGACGAAGGCGAGAAUGAAAACCCCUUUGUCACCCCGAGAAAGCAAAGCUGCUGUGCUGGUGAUGCGAUCGACGUGAAGCAGCCUUUUGGGAAGCGCGUGACGAGGGCCGCCACAACAGCUCCUGCAAAACACGCCACGCACAACGUACGCAUUCCCCUGUCGCCUACCAAAGCAAAUUCGCCAAAAAAGGCACCCGCUGCCUCUUCAGAGAAACCACCUUCAACUCCCUCGACCCCGCGGCAUCAAGAUGUUCUUGCUAGCAAAAUCGCCGUGACACCGAGACAUCGACUUGUUGGUGGUGGACGCCCAUUAACGCCGCGGACGCCUCAUACACCUACUGCUGCUGCCGCCGCCGCCGCCGCUGCUCCUCGAAAUGCUGCGCUUACCGUUUACAACGAUGCCCGUCAGCUGUUCGUCAGGGGUUCCGCGCCUGCUGCUCUCUUCGGUCGUGAGUCAGAGCGAGAUGAGCUCCAGUCAUUCAUCUCCUUGCGCAUCGGCAGUCACACGUCGGGCUGCAUGUAUAUAUCCGGCCCGCCCGGCACCGGCAAAAGCGCUUUCGUAAAUGAAGCUUGCCGUGAAAUCAUCACGAGCAAGCCCAUUAAGUCUGGCUAUGUCAACUGCAUGAGCGUGAAGACUCCAGUUGAUUUAUACCGAACAUUGCUCGAAGAAUUUGUGGACAUCACGCAGAUCGCGGAAGGCGAGGAGGUGGCUACUCUGGAGAAGAUCUUUAUGCAGCGCGACACGCCAUACUUGGUAACACUGGACGAAGUUGAUCACCUUCUGGAGCUUGACACCGACCUUCUCUACCGCAUUUUCGAGUGGUCGCUGCAUGAUGCUUCAAGCCUCGUUCUUGUCGGAAUUGCCAAUGCCCUGGACUUUACAGACCGGUUCCUGCCCCGCCUGAGGGCUUGGGGUAUGAGGCCCCGCCUUCUGCCGUUUCUCCCGUACACUGCGGCACAGAUCUCCUCUGUCAUCACGUCAAAAUUGAAAUCACUUGUACCCGACCAAACGGACUUCGUCCCAGUCCUCCACCCCAAUGCGAUCAUGUUCUUGUCCAAGAAGGUUGCAUCGCAAACAGGCGACUUGCGCAAGGCAUUUGACAUAUGUCGACGAGCGAUUGACUUAGUAGAAGCAGACACGCGCAAUCAUCUUGCGAGGAAGAUCGACGACAUCACACCAGCCCCGACUCCUUCGCCAGCUAGGACACCUUUAGUAGAGAACAUGAACUUAUCAUCGCCGGUCAUUCGAACGCCCACGAAAGCUAAAGCUAAAGGCGCACUAGCUACGUCUUUGAGCCACCUGACUGCCCUGGAUGCUCCCCGAGCUACGAUUGCAUACAUUGCUCGCAUCACCGCCACAGUGUUCAGCAACGGUGCGACCCAUCGUUUGAAGGAUCUCAACCUCCAACAGAAGGCCGUUCUCUGUUCUCUCUCAGCCUUGGAGAAGACGAGACGGACUUCGUCAGAAGAGAAUGUCUUUGACUCGUCUUCCAAGGCUCACAGCACCGCUCCCACUGUGAAAGAGCUCUUCGAAACCUAUACGGCUAUGUGUAAAAGCGAGCAAAAGCUCCACCCGCUCACGAGCACCGAGUUUCGGGACAUUGUGGGCGGCCUGGAAACACUUUCAUUGAUCUCGGCAGUAGAGGGUAAAGCGGGAUCGCUUGUUGCUGCGAACGCUCCCAGCAGCAAAUGCAAACUUGGUUUCGGCGGGGCUUCUACGGAGGAUCGAAGCAUUGCUAGCUGUCUCGAUGCGACGGAAUUAUUGGGUGGUCUUGUUGGACCGGCUGGCGAUAUUCUGAAGGGAAUACUUGGUGGCGUUGAAGCUACUUGUACAUACUGAGCGGCGGUGACGGAUAAUCUUGUUACGGCAUAGCGCAGCGCUUUGGGAUUGUAUAUUGGGGUUUGUUGCAUAGCCUUGCAUAGCGUCGUUCGUUUGGUGGUCGGAUGGUAUUGUAAGGAGCUCAGCGUAGAUUACAGGUUUGCAGUCAACGAGAGUAUUGCUAUCCCAUGCGAAUCUGGUGCAGUGUGGUACCUGGAGCUAAAGUUAGUAAGCGACACGGAAAGCCACGGCGUCACUGCAGGUGUCGCCCUGGUUCCAAGGCGGGAGCCCUGAAGGCUGCUC
Messenger RNA from Paraphaeosphaeria sporulosa, 2461 nucleotides. RefSeq names its product cell division control protein Cdc6. Gene Ontology annotation, biological process: mitotic DNA replication checkpoint signaling; DNA replication initiation; cell division. Gene Ontology annotation, cellular component: nucleus. Gene Ontology annotation, molecular function: DNA replication origin binding. The coding region runs from base 227 to 2179 and encodes 650 amino acids. The record is from RefSeq and is a predicted model, not a curated record. NCBI's taxonomy places the organism in Eukaryota, Fungi, Ascomycota, Dothideomycetes, Pleosporales, Didymosphaeriaceae. The transcript is spliced from 2 exons.